This is a messenger RNA of Suillus plorans, 1114 nucleotides long. RefSeq lists its product as uncharacterized. The coding region runs from base 147 to 1082 and encodes 311 amino acids. The record is from RefSeq and is a predicted model, not a curated record. Lineage: Eukaryota; Fungi; Basidiomycota; Agaricomycetes; Boletales; Suillaceae. The transcript has 5 exons.
CAGAAGACUUGCGUAACAGCUAUUGUCGAGCGGUGCUGGAGGUCUUGACCUCUGUCUGAUGUAACUGAGGCCACCUACAGGGCUUCGACUCCAUCAUACACCCUCCCAGCGGACUUGCGAACUCGGAGAACCUACCUUCGACGAGAAUGUCUACGCCCACGAUUUCAACCUUCAUCACCUCUGUGGUCCUACAGCCCAUCAUAGUGGCGAUCACCAGUGCUGUUCUUUCAUCCCUCCUAUCCUACGAGAUCGCUGGACGGCUUGACUGGAGGCCGAUCACCGUAUGCGUGACAUGCGACAUUCUUGCUGUCGCCGUCGACCACCUGAAGGAUCAAGAAGUUGCCAUCAGCGCUCGGGGUGCGGCUGUAAUGAAGCGCUUUGCCCCCAUGUUCCAUCUUGCCCGUAUUUUUCUGGGGUUGAAUGUGUUGCUGCUUGUGGUAGCUUUCUGGAGAAGUCCACCAAAAAUGACGCUCAUCGCCGUAGCUUUUGCUGCCCCCGCUUUUCUGUGGGCGACGCCACUUCACUUUUCGCGGAUCGGCACAGUACUGAACAGAUUCUUGCUGGCAAAUGAUGAAGAAGGAGAAGUUGAAUAUGAUUCACCCAAAGAUCCAUUCAUAAUCAAACGAGUUCCUGGUAUGAAGGCUAUAUUUGACGGUAUUAUUCGAGGCUGUGGAAUGUUCUUCGUCGUCAACUCAGCACUGCAGUUAUCAUGGCAAUCGACAUAUAAUGCACCUCCAUGGAUGAUCAUGGAGACUGUCAUUUGGUCGACGGUCAAUCGCACUUGUCAUUGUAUUAUGACAGACGUGCGUGACUAUGACGAGGACGUGAAGACUGGAGUCCCGACCAUACCCGUCCUUCUAGGGUCUGCUCUUAAGACUCGGAUGGUCUUAAGUGUCGUUCAAGCAGCCGUUAUGAUAGCCUUCCUCCGGAAUCCAUUCAUUGUGGCGAGUUCUUCCUUCGCGAUCGCUCUUGUUUGGAUUCUAGGGAAAGAUUCUCCGAAAGUUUACUUCCGUCUCAGUCUCCACUCACAGACGAUAUUCAUUGUUCUGUACGCUGUUAUGCUUGCUUUUGACUUGCUCUAGACCACUAUUGUACAUUUUAGAUUUGAACGAUC